ACCGCCACCACUGAGCUUCUCCUGCUUGGCCCAACUCCGCUCAGAAUCGGUGCCAGGACCCCUCCUGGGGCCAAUCCCGAUCCGUUUUCCGACGCGGAUCCAGCCGUGGCGACGGCAAGCUUCCAGGAGGCCCAAGGUCCCUCCAGACCCAGCUCGGGCCCGGGCUCGGGCUCGGCUUCUCCGACUCGUACCCCGCCGUGGCGAGGCCCAGCCAGACGGACGGGCAAAGCGUGAGGGAGGGCCGCCGUGGGUCUCGACUGCCCCUUCCCCCCCAUGUGUGCGGCCGACCGCCCCAGGAUCGCCAUGGCGAGGUACCGGACCCGCACGGUCCCGCCGAGGCAGCCCCGGAACGACGCGACGAAAACUUCUGAGCAGCUGAGGCCUCUACGGGUGAAGAGCGCUCCUCCAGUUGUCAUGAGCGCAGAGGAGAUGGACCAGCUGGAGUGCGAGCUCGAUCUGAUGGAGUGCGAGGAGAACGGGGACUGGCUCGGCGCUCAGGACAUCCUCGAGGAUAUGGUGGCGCGCAACGUUACGAGGCGUCGGCAAGCCUGGCAGUCGUCGAUGAACGCGCACGCCAAGGCUGGGCGCUGGGAGGACGCCGCCAGACUGCUGGAGGAGAUGGAGCGGGCAGGGGUGCAGCCCGACCAAGAGGCGUUCCACGCCGCGCUCGAGGCCUGCGAGGGGCAGAAUGCGCCGCACCAGGCCGCGAAGCUCUACCAGGAGAUGAAGGAGCGGGGCUUUAACCCGACUGUGAUCACCUACAUCAAGGUGGUGUCUCUGCUGUCGGCGGCCGGCCGGAAGGAGGAGGCCAUGAAGGUUUACGUGGAGGCGAGGGAGAAGGGUUUCCUCUGGCCCUGGAUUCAGAACGGCCAGUUCCUCGACCUCAGG
This is a messenger RNA of Prorocentrum cordatum, 888 nucleotides long. The record is from the annotation of a GenBank genome assembly. Lineage: Eukaryota; Dinophyceae; Prorocentrales; Prorocentraceae.